AGUGCGAUCCGCUUCGGCUGCCGCCGCCCCCAUCUCAGCGUCGCCCCCUCCCGAAAAAGGCCGAAGGGUCGCCGCCGACGCACGCACUGCGCACUCUCAGAAACCCCACGUCCUCGCGCACCCAGGCGUCACCGACGUAAACGUCAAUCACGCCGGCUCUCCGCGGCGUUGACGUGCGCUGACGGACUGCGCAUGCUCCGAGGAGAGGGCUCGGGGAAGGCUCCUGGUUGCCGCUGCUGUAGUGAUGGCUUCCAACGAAGUUGGUCUCCGCUGUCCGGAUCCGCUGAACUGAUCUGCGGAGUCGCGAAGGGCCUACCUUGACCGAGAGUCGUAAGAUCAGAUACUACGGGCAGUAUUUGAAGAUGGCGCAGAACUCUGUGUCCCUGUCCGCCGGCGAUCGAAGGAGUCGGGUGGCUUACCUUAGCUCUUCCCACGGUGACCUCAGCUCGUCGGCCUUAGCGUUGGCAAUGGUCUCCGGAGACAGCUUCCUCGUUACCAGGCCCGAGGCGAUUCUUCCAGAACCUGUUCCUCGAUCCUCCGUGCGGCUGAACUUCCGGACCGAGAGCCGUCGGGCGCCUGGUGGCGGCCGAAGCCCGACCCGCUUUAACGAGGGAAGGGAACUGGAGGCGCGGAGCCGAAGCCGCCAGGCCAGAUUCUCACCUUACCCGGGCCCUGCGGUGAAACUCGACCUUCUAAGAAGUGUCCUGCAACAGCGUCUGGUGGCACUUGGAGGAGUUAUCGUAGCCCGUCUUUCAGCUUAAAACCAAUACCUUCCUCGGCCCUUCAAUUAGCGUGUAAACAAGGCCUCUCUCUAAAAUACAUUCUUGGUGCAACCGAA
This is a messenger RNA of Capra hircus (goat), 838 nucleotides long. RefSeq names its product chromosome 15 C11orf71 homolog (gene C15H11orf71). Gene Ontology annotation, cellular component: nucleus. Lineage: Eukaryota; Metazoa; Chordata; Mammalia; Artiodactyla; Bovidae. The record is from RefSeq and is a predicted model, not a curated record. The transcript has a single exon. The coding region runs from base 363 to 761 and encodes 132 amino acids.